Condylostylus longicornis is the source of this 2173-nucleotide messenger RNA. It is a transcript of the gene Golgin84, whose product is annotated as golgin-84. The record is from RefSeq and is a predicted model, not a curated record. Gene Ontology annotation, cellular component: Golgi membrane; Golgi cisterna. Lineage: Eukaryota; Metazoa; Arthropoda; Insecta; Diptera; Dolichopodidae. Gene Ontology annotation, biological process: Golgi organization; retrograde transport, vesicle recycling within Golgi. The transcript has 5 exons. Bases 407 to 1921 code for a protein of 504 amino acids.
UUAAUUGCACAUGAAUAUAUGUAUAUAAAAAAAAUCCAUGCACAAAGUUGAUUUCACAUUUGUGUUAUUAGUUUUAAGAGAGGAGUAAUUCUGAAUAAAUUGGCUGAGAAUAAUAUCGCACAUUUAUAUUUGUAUAUUACUUUACUCUGAUACAAGGAAAAUAUGCUUCAAGUUUUUUGCAUUUGGGUACAUACAUAUCUUACUUUCCACGCUUGUACAGAAAAUUAGAAUUCAAAAAGCAAUUAAUUUAAAAGUUACUUCAAAAAUGCAAUAAAUGAAAUAAAAAUUUUCAUUGAAAAAAGAUUUUACUGUAAAUAAAUUUAAAAACACGACAUCGCUAAAAGAAUUUAGCGUUCAAAUAUGUAUAGAAAAACAAAUCAAAUAAUAAGCAACCUUGAGAGUUGAGAUGUCGUGGAUUUCGGAUUUAGCUGACAGAGCAGAAAAUAUUUUAAAUAAAAUCGAUCAAAAUGCUGCUACCGUCCUCAAUCCUUCCACUCCUACAAAAAAAUCAGAAAAUGAUGACUUUAUUUCAUCAAGUAAGCAAGACAUUAAGCAAAUACCUUCUACAAGCAAGAAAGAUCCAUUUUCUCCAAAAAAUCACUUAAAAGACGAAUCGAAUGCAUUUCAAUCAACUUUAAAUUAUAAUGAUUCCGAAAUUCCUGAUUUGAACCAUGAACCUACUAUGAACAGUGAUUAUAUAGCAAAUAAUGAGUUAGUAGCUUUUAAAAUUGCAUUAGCGGAAGUAACAGCAGAAAACGAUGAGCUGAAAAAUGAAAUUUCUGAUCUAAAGAAAGAACUCAAAACUGCUAAAGCUGAAACGAGAAUUCAAGAAUUGAACGAAUUUUUGGAAUCAUUAACAUCAGAAAAAAACGAAUUGAGUGAAAAACUGAAAGAAGCUUUGUCAACAAAUGACGUUUACAUUAAAAAUAUAUCCGAAUUGGAAAGUAGUUUAGCAAAAAAAAGGCAAGAUUUAUACGAUGUAAGUGAAAAAUUAAAAAACCAAACAAGAGAAGCUGAACAAAAAUCAGCAGACCUAGAAAACUAUCGCAAAAAAGCACAAUCUACAUUACAAAUGAAAGAUAAAAUUAUUGAGGAAUUAAAGCAAGGAAAUAUUUCUCGUAUUGAAAAUUUUGAGCCAGAUGAAAAUAAAAUCCAACAAAUAGAUAUUGAAAACAUGAAACAUGAUAUUGUUAUAAAAAACAAUCAAAUUUUAGAAUUCCAGCAAGAAAUAGAAGAGUCUAACAGCUUAAUUGAAAAUUUACAAAAAGAAUUGAAAAAUAAGGAAACUGAAAUAGAAAAUAUGCGAAAUGUUUUAAUGAAUAAUUUAAAAAUUGAACAAGAAAAAUCAUCAAAUUUGGAAGCUGAAAUGAAAUUAUUAAAUCACGAAAUAUCUGCAAUUCGACAAGAAACUAACCGUCAAAGACAAAUGCAUAUUGCUCAACUUCAUGAAAAAGAACAACAGAUUAUUAAAUUAAGAAAAGGGAACGCUGAUUAUCAAGCGGUAGGUGAUUCGAAUAACGUAGAAGCCAGACUUCAAUCUCUUACACAAGCUCUUUUUCAAAAGCAAACCACUCUUGAAACAAUUACUUCAGAAAAAAAUGCAUUAAAAUUGCAAUUAGAAAAAGUGGAGGAUCAGCUAAGGCAUGUAAUAAAUCAAGGAAGACUUUCCAAUCAACAGUUAAUUCACGUAAAUGAUACUGACGAUGCAAAAGCUCAGUUUCCAAUUUUGAUGAGGGAGAACCCUUUUGACACCAGAGUGACGAGGCGAGUAAAAAGAGCUUAUAGUUCUUUGGAUUCAGCUGGUAUUAGAGUUGGAGUUUUUCUAAGACGUUAUCCAUUGAUUCGAAUUGCAGUAUUGAUUUAUAUUGCAAUGGUUCACUUGUGGGUUAUUUUUGUAUUAUUUUCCUCUACACCGUCCUAACAUUGGGCAAUAUUUUAAGCAUCACAUUCUAGCAUCAACAAACGUUAGAUAUAAAUAUAUAUGGAUACACGGCAACACACGUAUAUGUACAAAUAUCUGGUUGAAAAUUCCAUUGAAAAUGAUAAAACAAAAUAAUUAAAUUGUACGAUAAAUUUAAUUUAGGUAUCAUUCAAUAAUAUACAUAAAAACUAGAAAAUAAUUAUACGUUAAUAUAUCAUACAAAAUAAACGUUAAUAUUGUAGUGGCAUAAAA